Messenger RNA from Impatiens glandulifera, 1218 nucleotides. Its product is annotated as alcohol dehydrogenase-like 2. The transcript is spliced from 11 exons. The coding region runs from base 1 to 1218 and encodes 405 amino acids. Gene Ontology annotation, molecular function: S-(hydroxymethyl)glutathione dehydrogenase [NAD(P)+] activity; zinc ion binding. The record is from RefSeq and is a predicted model, not a curated record. Gene Ontology annotation, biological process: formaldehyde catabolic process. NCBI's taxonomy places the organism in Eukaryota, Viridiplantae, Streptophyta, Magnoliopsida, Ericales, Balsaminaceae. Gene Ontology annotation, cellular component: cytosol.
AUGCUGUUUGAACUCAAAACUCUUUCGUUUGAAAUUGAAUUCGAUAGAAGGAACAGUCAGCUGCAGCAGAGCUCAACCAUGGAGAUCAUCAGAUGCAAAGCUGCCAUAUGCAGGAAGCCAGGAGAGGCUUUAGUAAUAGAAGAGAUAGAAGUUGACCCUCCUCAAGCUUGGGAAGUUCGCAUCAAAAUUAUUUGCACUUCUCUUUGUCAAACCGACAUUACCUUUUGGAAACUAGAUACGGGACCUAAUCCAUCCUUUCUACCUAGAAUCCUAGGUCAUGAAGCUAUUGGGGUAGUGGAGAGUGUGGGGGAGAAUAUAAUGGAAGUGAGAAAAGGGGACAUGGUUUUGCCAGUGUUCCAAUCUGAGUGUGGUGAAUGCAAAGAUUGUAAAUCGACGAAAAGUAAUUUGUGCACAGGAUUGUUAAGCCAAAACUACAUUGGAAUGCCUAGGGGAGGAGAUAGUCGGUUUAGAGACACCAAUGGGGAGACGAUUCACAAUUUCUUGCAUGUCUCGAGCUUUACAGAGUACACAGUUGUCGACGUUGCCAAUGUUGUUAAAAUAAACGAGGACAUAACUCCAGAUAAGGCUUGCUUAUUCGGCUGUGGAAUUAGCACAGGACUUGGAGCAGCAAUGAAGGUUGCAGAGGUGGAACAAGGCUCCAGUGUUGCUGUCUUUGGGCUUGGGGCUGUGGGCCUUGCGGUGGCAGAAGGAGCUAGGUUAAGAGGAGCUUCAAAAAUCAUAGGAGUGGAUUUGAACCCUAAUAAAUUUGAAAUUGGAAAAAAGUUUGGAGUGACUGAUUUUAUUAAUCCUAGCACCAUCAAGGAAAAAUCAAUCAGCGAGGUAAUACAAGAAAUGACGGAUGGUGGUGCCGAUUAUUGUUUCGAGUGUAUUGGUCUAUCUUCCUUGAUGAGUGAAGCUUUCAGCAGUUCACGAUUGGGUUGGGGAAAAACUAUGAUAGUAGGUUUUGAUGGGCAUUCACCAACAUUAGACCUCAACUUACUUGAUCUUUUAAAGGGAAGAACUGUUAGUGGCUCCUUGAUGGGUGGAAUCAAACCCAAGUCCGACAUUCCAAAACUAAUCCAAAUGUAUCUAAACAAGGAGCUGAACUUGGAAGGGUUCAUAUCACAUGAAAUAAGCUUCAAUGAUAUUAACAAAGCUUUUGAGUUACUUGAGCAAGGGAAGAGUAUAAGAUGCAUCAUUUGGAUGGAUAAAGAAUAA